This is a messenger RNA of Clonostachys solani, 2412 nucleotides long. NCBI's taxonomy places the organism in Eukaryota, Fungi, Ascomycota, Sordariomycetes, Hypocreales, Bionectriaceae. The record is from the annotation of a GenBank genome assembly.
AUGGCCGAGCGCGCGCGAUCGCGGAGCCCGCUCCCUGGAGGGGAGAACGCAUCCAACCCACACGCGUCUGCCACACGAUGGCGACACCAGGAGUCGACCGCAUUCAACAGGUACGCCGGCAGCCACCCCGCCGCGGAAGCUCGAGAUCCCACUGCGAGUGGCACGACUGGUGAUCUGGCGAAUUUCAUCAACAAGACCUCCCGUGUCGAGCCCGAGGGCGACGGUGUAGGGCCCCAUCAAUCUGUAAUGGCUGCCGCUGGCCAUGUCGACGAGGGCAAUGGCUUGCCCCAAGAUGCCCCCGAGGAUGGUCGUGUAAACGGCUCUACCGAUGGCAAGGAAAUUGUCUGCGGCCCGCUACUCAACUAUCGCCAGAUGGAGAACGGCCAAUGGCAUGGUAGUGUCCUCGUUGUUGUGAAGGGAGGCGGCCAGGAUGUUCUGUUCGCACCAUCGCUGAUCCUGCGACGGGUCGGUGUUCGGGGCGGGCUGCCGACACCAGAGAGCCAGGCCAAUGGUGAUGUUGGCGACGAGAGCGGAGGCUCACGAAUUGAGUCCCAGCGCCUCUAUUCCGACCCGCGCAACACCUUCUGGCAAUUUGAUAUUGUCGCCCCUCUGGAGCCAAGCGAGGUCAAGUACGAGUAUUUCCUCCCCGAGCUGCGCUUCGUGAGCGACCACAAGCCCGCGAAGAACAACUUUUUCAUCCCUGCGAUCGACGAGUCGAUGCGCAUCAUGUUCCAUUCCUGCAAUGGUUUCAGUGUCGGAACCGACGAAGAUGCUUGGAGUGGUGCUGCGCUCUGGAAUGACGUGAUAAGGAAGCACGAGGCUGCUCCGUACCACGUCAUGUUGGGUGGUGGUGAUCAGAUCUACAAUGACGGCAUCCGAGUCAACGGACCUUUGCGGCCGUGGACCGAGAUUUCGAACCCCCAGAAGCGUAGAGACUUCCCUUUCCCAGGCAAGCUCCGAGCCGAGUGCGAUGAUUAUUAUUUGAAGAACUACAUCCGGUGGUAUAAUACGGAGCCGUUUUCGACCGCCAACGGACAGAUACCCCAGGUUAAUAUCUGGGACGACCAUGAUAUUAUCGAUGGUUUUGGUUCAUACACUGAUCAUUUCAUGCGAUGCGAUGUGUUCCGUGGCAUUGGCGGUGUUGCUCACAAGUAUUACCUGCUAUUCCAGCACCAUCUGCCCCCUCCCGCGUCGACGUACACGUCAGACCAUGUGGCCUUGGACGGUGCAGGCCAGGGGCCUGACCCAAACCAGCUCAUCAACACAUUUGUGGCACCGCGCAAGGUAGAGCCCUGUUACAUUGUCGGUACAAAGGCCGGCCCAUAUGUAGCAGAGCAUUCGUAUAAUCUAUACACUCGGCUGGGUGCUCGUAUGGCCCUCAUUGGUCUUGAUGCUCGAGUUGAGCGUACACGCCAUCAAAUCAACUACCCAGAGACAUACGACUUGAUCUUUGAUAGAUUGCAUAAAGAGUUGCGUGCUGCUGCCGAUGCAGGUCAGCCGAUAAAGCACCUGAUCGUGCUACUCGGAAUUCCUAUUGCAUAUCCACGUUUGACAUGGUUGGAAAACAUUCUUCGCAGUCCCCUUAUCGGGCCAGUGAAGCUGAUGCACAAGCGAUUUGGUGUUGGUGGUGGUUUGUUUAACCACUUUGACGGCAGCCCUGAUCUGUUGGACGACCUGGAUGACCACUACACGGCCAAGAUUCAUAAGUUGGAACGCCUCGGCUUGAUUGAAAGACUGCAGCAGGCCUCGGCUGAGUUCUCUGUCCGCACUACCAUUUUGGGAGGCGAUGUUCACUUGGCUGCCUUUGGGCGUUUUUACUCUAACCCCAAGUUGAAGAUCCCCGCCGAGGAGGACAGUCGUUACAUCACCAAUGUGGUUUCUUCAGCUAUUGUGAACAAGCCACCCCCACAGGCAGUUGCGAACUUGCUCGCGAGAAGAAACAAGAUCCAUCACCUCAACUCAGACACCGACGAGACGUUGCUCAACCUCUUUGACAAAGAUCCCGGAACGUCGAACAAGACGGCAGGCUCUAAUCACUGUACAAUGCCGAGCCGCAACUUCGCUUCUCUUACAGAGAACUCGCCCAACAACCCGGGUGCUUCAGCGAACGGGAGUGUUGGCGAGGCUCCCCACAACGAGAAGCCAUCGUUUUUAGGCAAGGACGGGCACCACCCCUUGCACGAGGGCGAGCUUGGGGCUGGAACGAAGCACAGGUCUGCAUCGAUUGAGACGCACGGUAAAGGCAGCGACGGUAGCUUGGACAUCCGCAUCAACGUGGAGAUUGACCAGCAUGACCGUCAAGGGUUUACAGAAGGCUAUGGCCUUACCGUUCCUCUGCUCCGGUACCAGAAGGCUGCUAUCUCGGCAUCAGCGGCAGCUGAAUCAGCAGCUCCAGCGGCCUCUGCACAAUAG